GGGGCGGGCCCGCGGCUUCCGCUCCAGCGGGGCGCGUAGCGGACAUGGCGGGCUCCCGGUGCCCGCGGCAGCUCUUUCUCCAGGGCGUGGCCGCCGUCUACAUGUGCGCCUUCGCUUCCCUCUACACGCAGAUCCCGGGCCUGUAUGGCACGGAGGGCAUCCUGCCUGCACGGAAGAUACUGCGGCCUCAGGGCAAGGGACGCUGGCAGCAGCUGUGGGAGACCCCAACGCUCCUAUGGGAGGUCCCAAGGCUGGGGCUGGACACCGCCCAGGGCCUGGAGCUGCUGAGCCUGCUGGGCACCCUGCUGGCCCUGGGUGCACUCCUGCUGCACCAGCUGCGCCAUCUCCUCAUCUACCUGCUGCUCUGGGCGGCCUACCUGUCAGUCUGCCAGGUGGGCCAGGUGUUUCUUUAUUUCCAGUGGGAUUCCCUGCUGCUGGAGACUGGCUUUCUGGCCGUUCUGGUGGCCCCUCUGAGGCAGCGCCCCCACCACAAGCAGGCGCCCUGGGGCAGGCUGGCCAGGGCCUCUCCUCAUGAAGGCCUCCCCUUCUGGCUCGUGCGCUGGCUGCUGUUUCGUCUCAUGUUCGCCUCGGGUGUGGUCAAGCUGACCAGCCGCUGCCCCACGUGGUGGGGGCUCACUGCCCUCACCUACCAUUACGAGACGCAGUGCCUGCCCACGCCCGCUGCCUGGUUUGCUCACCACCUGCCUGUCUGGCUGCACAAACUCAGCGUGGUUGCCACGUUCCUCAUUGAGAUCGCAGUGCCACCUCUGUUCUUCGCCCCUGUUCGUCGCCUGCGCCUGGCUGCCUUCUGCUUCCAGGUUUUGCUGCAAGUUCUAAUCAUCCUCACCGGCAACUACAACUUCUUCAACCUGCUUACCCUGGUGCUCACCACUGCUCUUCUGGAUGACGAGCACCUGGCUGCCAAGUGCAACAGCAGCUGCAAGAAGUCGCCCCCCUCGUGGCCCAGGGCUUUGCUGGCCAUGCUGCCCCUGCUGCUGGAGCUGACCGUCUAUGGGCUGCUGGCCUGUGGCGCCGUGUACUGCUUUGGACUGGAGGUCGACUGGCAGCAGCACACGGUCCAUUCCAGAACCACCUUCACCUUCCACCAGUUUUCCCAGUGGCUGAAGAUGGUGACCCUGCCCACCAUGUGGCUGGGAGCGGUCUCCCUUGCCUGGGAACUCCUGACAGCCUUCUGGAGGUGGACCCAGGUGCAAGGGUGGCUCCAGAAACUCUAUGCUGCAGUCCAGCUCUCCAUCUUGGGCACUGCCACGGUGGCCUUGUUCAUGACCAGCUUGGUGCCAUACUCCUACGUGGAGCCCUCGACCCAUGGGCGCCUCUGGACUGGGGCCCACCGCCUGUUUGGAGCCGUGGAGCACCUGCAGCUGGCUAACUCCUACGGCCUGUUUCGGCGGAUGACGGGUCUGGGAGGGCGGCCAGAGGUCGUGCUGGAGGGCAGCUAUGAUGGGCGCCACUGGACUGAGAUCGAGUUCAUGUACAAGCCUGGGAACGUGAGCCGGCCGCCCCCCAUUGUGGUGCCCCACCAGCCACGCCUCGACUGGCAGAUGUGGUUUGCCGCCUUGGGCCCGCCCUCGCACAGCCCCUGGUUCACCAGCCUGGUGCACCGCCUGCUGCAGGGCCAGGAGCCAGUGAUCCGCCUGAUCCAGAACGACGUGGCCAGGUACCCCUUCCACAAGCACCCGCCCACCUAUGUGCGGGCCCAGCUCUACAAGUACUGGUUCUCGCAGCCCGGGGCACAGGGCCAGUGGUGGCGGCGCCAGUGGGUGGAGGAAUUCUUCCCCACCGUGGCCCUGGGGGACCCGACGCUGGACAUGCUGCUCAGGCAGUUUGGCCUGCAGGACAGGAGCCCCCCCAGGGCCCGCAGCUCCAACACCACCUUGGCUCAGGCCCUCCGCUGGGCUCGGAGACAGCUCUCUCCUCUGGAGGCUCCCGCCCUGCUUUGGGGGCUCCUAGUCACUGUGGGGGUCAUCAGGGUUGUGCAGGCCCUGCUGGGGCCCCCUGCCAAGGAAGGGAAGCACAGGCCAGCCCCCAAGAAGGACGCGGGAAUUGCCAGCCAACUGACAGCCUCAGCCCCGAGCAACGGUAGCAGUGGUUCCCAGACACCCCGGCGCAAAAAGUAGCCACCUUCUGUCAGCCACAUGUCCAGAGAGGGCCAGGGCCCCCGGCACAUCUCUGGCCUCCUGCGGCAAGACACGGCCCAGCCGUCGUGCCUUAGCCAACAGCUCAGCAGGUGCUCUGGGGCAGGCUCUGCCUGCUCACCCCCCGCCCACCAACCAUGUUCCUGGCUGGUGGCCCAGAGGGCAGAUGUGUGGCCAGUCAGGGCUGUGGGAGGCCCUCUCCCUCUGCCCCACUGUAGGGUCCUGAGUCGGAUGCCUGACCCCAGCAGGUGCACAAGUGGGGAGAGGCUGACCUGCUGAGGAAGAUGACCCUGAGACGAUGUUCCCGCACCAGCCCAUCGUCACCUAGAUCCAUGAACCAAUAAAGGCAUAUCUUAGCUUGA
Messenger RNA from Manis pentadactyla (Chinese pangolin), 2518 nucleotides. It is a transcript of the gene LMF2, whose product is annotated as lipase maturation factor 2. Gene Ontology annotation, cellular component: endoplasmic reticulum membrane. Bases 45 to 2138 code for a protein of 697 amino acids. The record is from RefSeq and is a predicted model, not a curated record. Lineage: Eukaryota; Metazoa; Chordata; Mammalia; Pholidota; Manidae. Gene Ontology annotation, biological process: protein maturation. The transcript is spliced from 14 exons.